Nelumbo nucifera (sacred lotus) is the source of this 379-nucleotide messenger RNA. Its product is annotated as protein CASPARIAN STRIP INTEGRITY FACTOR 1-like. The record is from RefSeq and is a predicted model, not a curated record. NCBI's taxonomy places the organism in Eukaryota, Viridiplantae, Streptophyta, Magnoliopsida, Proteales, Nelumbonaceae.
AUUUCUAAGACUGUCCUUCCAGAAUAAAUACCAUCUUCUCUUUAACUCUACCUCUCUUUGAUUCCAAAUCACUUAAUAUGGGUAUCAUGCUUCUCAAGAAGUUUGCUUUCCUCUUCCUCCUUGUCUCGGCAUCACUUCUUUCAGUUGCAUUUGCAGGUCGACAGUUAAUGGGUAAACCUAUUGCCGAAGUGAAUGCAAGUAAUAAGGAAGCAGCAGCUGACGUUCAUGAGAGGAUUCUUCGAGUUAACACCAGAGACUAUGGCAUAUAUGAUCCUGCACCAUCCCUUGUUAAGCCUCCCUUUAAAUCCAUACCCAACUGACUUUCAUAUUAUAACGAAAUAAUAAUUAAGCUUAUAAAUAUGUUAUAUAUAUAUAUAUA